UUAUAUACUUGUUUCUAGGAACGAAUAUCCUUUUUUUAUUAAGCUUCUUAUCUUUUAAAGUAACAUAAAUAAUUAAUGUUUUUUAUCGUACAAAAAAAAAAAAAAAGAAACUAGCAGUUUAACGGUAUUUUGAACACGUAUUCUUGAUUUCGUCAUAUACUGGAACUCCAUUACAUUUCAAUCUAUGAAGACAGUUAAUUUUUAACGACUAUCGGAUAAAGAAUCUUAACAUUAUAGACGAUUUGAAAUUAUACGGAAAUAUGUUAUUUAUAACAGCUUCGAUGUGCGCGUUUCUUUUUAGUUGGCUAUAUUAUUAUAAAUUUCGAAUAAAUCUAAGCUUUUUAUUAACGACUUGUUAUUAUAACAUAAUAUACUCCGCAAUAGCUAUUCAAGACGUAAUUAACGACAAAAUUAAUGCCAAAAAUAAUAAAACAGAUUUGUUACCAAUGCCUGAAAAAAUCGUUAUUGUAACGGGUGGUUCUAGAGGAAUUGGUGCUAUAGUUACAAAAAUGUUGCUACAAUGUCACAUGGAAGUAAUAAUUGCCUGUCGAACACCUGCUGCUGGAGAGAAAUUAAUUUCCCAAAUCAGAAAAUCUGGUAUUACUUCAGGAAAAGCAAGAGUUUACAAACUUGACAAUGCUUCGUUGGAAUCUGUAAAAGAAUUUGUCAAUCAAAUUAAACUUAAUUAUAACAAAAUACACAUUUUAAUAAAUAAUGCUGGUGUAAUGUUUACUCCGUCUGAAAAAACGAAGGAUGGUUUUGAACAGCAAUGGAGUGUAAAUUAUUUGGCACACUUUUAUUUGACAGCAUUAUUAUUACCUCUACUGAAAGCUGGCAGUCAUCCACAAGAAAACAGUAGAGUUAUUAAUGUUUCUUCUUGUGCUCAUUAUGUUGGACAUAUGCAAUUCGAUGACAUAAAUUUUAAAAAAAAUUUCAAUACAUAUGCAAUGUAUGGGCAAAGUAAAUUAGCUCAAGUAAUAUCUACAAAACAUUUACAAAAUCUUUUUAAAAAGAAGCAACUGGGAAUUCAAAUAUAUGCGGUACAUCCAGGAAUUGUUGAUACAGAUUUAUUUCAACAUUCUUUUGUAUAUAAAAUAAAAUUUUUAAGUAAAUAUAUAAUAAAGAGUCCUGAACAAGGAGCUAUGGUAAUAAUCUAUGCAGCUACAAACGAUAAAAUUAAAGAACAUGGUGGUAUUUAUAUUAAUAAUUGUAAAGAAACAAAAGUAAAUCCUAUAGCUUUUGAUAAAUCUGUUCAAGAAAAAUUAUUCCAUCUAUCUCUUGAACAAGUGCAAUUGAAAGAUUUUUUUCAAUACAUUGAUAUUUAAUAUUGUUGUAUUUUUAUAUUAUUGUAUUUUUAUAAAUACAACAUUAUAAAUACAACAUAUAAAUAUUAUGUAACAUUUAAUAUCAUAAUAUGCAAUAAUAUAUAACAUUAUUAUUAUUAUUAUUACUGUAACAUUUUUAUAAUUAAAAAAAAAUUAAAAAAAUGAAAAAAAGAUUAAAUUUUAUCUGACUUCACACACACUAUACUACUACAAUAUAACAUGAGAAUAUUAAAUCUUACUGUUUAUUAUUUUAUAAAUGCAA
This is a messenger RNA of Vespa crabro (European hornet), 1587 nucleotides long. RefSeq names its product dehydrogenase/reductase SDR family member on chromosome X-like. Bases 261 to 1325 code for a protein of 354 amino acids. The record is from RefSeq and is a predicted model, not a curated record. NCBI's taxonomy places the organism in Eukaryota, Metazoa, Arthropoda, Insecta, Hymenoptera, Vespidae. The transcript is spliced from 6 exons.